CUUUGAUUGAAAUUGCCGAGCUUAAAAAAGAAUCUUUCGCACGUCGGUUUUUAGAAAUUAUUGUUGAUAACUUUAUUGAAAGUUUAUUGCGUUGUAAAAUAAGUCUACUUAUAAAUAGAAGUAAGGAAACGAUUGUAGGUAAACUUUUGUAAACUCAGUUAAAGAGGACAGAAAAUUCGGUAAGUUUGACUUACCCAUCACUGCCAUUGGAUUUGAAUUUGAUAAAAUAAAAUUGAUUGUUUUACUUUUACUUUUAUUCACUUUGAAUUUACUAUUUUAUCGACAAACUAAAAAAAAAAAUAGUUUACGACCAUCUUUUUUUUAUUACGUAAGGCUAACUAACAGUAAAACUAAUAAGGUACACUUGAAAAUUAUAUAUGAUUCAUAAUACAUUAUAUAUGAGUAAGACUAUUAUUAUUAUGAGAUGACUGGAGAUGAGUAAUAAUUUGAUAAUGAAAAAUAAUGCAUCAUCAGCUGUUUCACUCAAAUUCAAAUCACGGUUUCAGUGAGGAGUAGCGUAGUGUCCACUUCUAUUAGUCCAACUUACUUAGUCCAAGUAGGCAAGGCCUAAUAAUAAAUAAUACUUAGUAACUUAGAUUACUUAACUUAAGCGACUUAGUAGCAAAUAAUAAUAUAUUAUAUACAUUACUUACCUGCUUAUAACUUAUAACUUGUUUUUGUACAAAUUAAAUAUCGUGCUUGUUAAAAUUUAAAGCUCAAACUCAAUUAGUCAAUGUCAAUAGUUAAAUUUAAAUGAUUUAGUUACAUUAAAAUGACUUUUCUCAAAACUAAACACAUUUAUUUCUAAUUUAUAGGCCUAUAUAUAAUGUUUGCUGCAAUGUAGGGUAAAUUUGGAGAGAUAGUACUGCGGCAGCCAUCUUGGUUGCGGUGACCCGCGAAUUUAUGUCCUAAGUUUAUCCCUAAACCUAACCUGAACCCUAAACUUAUCCCUAACCUGGGUUUUGACCCUAUCGGAACCUGGGUUUUGACCCUAUCGGAACCAGGGUUUUGACCCUAUAGGAACCAGAAUUUGACCCUAUCGAAACCAGGGUUUUGACCCUAUCGGAACCAGGGUUUUGACCCUAUUGGAACUAGGGACAAGACAUGCAAAUGAUGUAAGGUUCUAUCUCUCUAAAUUAGCCCAAUGUAGUAAUCAAUACUAUAGUGGCCAAUAGUCAUGCCUCAGAACUCAGAAUAUUGGCUUAUAUUUAGUUCUAAUCAAACAAAGCAUGUUGCUUUAAAUUUAAGUUUACCAUAAUUUUUAGAAAAAUUACAAAAUGGAAAUUAUAUAAAAAUCCAAUACAUAAAAAAUUUAAAACUAAUUACACUUUUCUAAGGAUGUUUUAAAAUAUUAUGAAAGAAAACUGUAGGCCUACUUAAAUUUUCAAGGAGCUCCUUACAUUAUGCCAUUUACCCAGGUGGCAACAAUUUACAAAACAUUCAAGUAAUGACAGGUCAAGUGGGCGUACAUGCCAACCUGUGGGAUAAAAUAACUGUACAAAAUGUCUUUCAACCAAAAAAAACUGCACAACAGCAUAAAAACUGUUCCAAAAGAAAGAAAAGUUGAAAAAGUAUAAUUUAGGCUUUCAUUUUUAAAAUGUAAUUAUCAAUUCGUUGAAUGCGAGCCAACUUUGCUGUCUUUAUUAGUUUGAAAAUCCAAACAAGUGUCAUUUUUGAUUUUGCAUUGUAAGUGAUUGUAUCACCAUUCAUUAAGUCUAUUUCAACAAUUGAUCUGGAUUUUUGUUCAACGUUGAUAAAGAUCCCUCACAGUCUACAUUGCUGAGAGGCAAGGUCAGCAAUUGUUUUAUAUUGUUUGAGAGAUUCGAAACCUCAACAUGACACAUCUUUUUUCUGGCGCAUCACACCAAGACAAUAGUUGGUAAAAUUCUGUUCAACCUCUGAACUUGGAAGGCUUGGUAACAAAUGGUAGUAUUCAUACUCAACCUUCAAAAUUUCUAGGGCAACAUCACAGGCGAAUGUGUUUUCCAACCAACCUGCUUAUGGCUAGACUUGGUUUUGUGUCUUUGAGUCUUGGAUCUAACAGUUUGCUAUCCUUGAGUACUUUGUUAUAAAAUGGCAACAAUUUCAGCAUCUAUUCAUUGUUGCUGAGUAAAAGUUUCUUAUGUCUUUAAAAAGCACAGUUGUUUUAUCUUGAUGUAAAUCUGAUUCUUUUAUAGUCCUAUUUCAGAGGGCAAUGGCAAGUGAAUUGUGAUUUUGCUGCAGAUUACGAUCCAUGUAGUUCAAUAACCUCAGAUCUUGAAGCUCCUUUAUAUGCUUCAUUUCCACAAAUUAAAAAAAAAAAACAUUUUGGGCUGUCAAUGUAUUUCCUCUAAAAAAACAAAAAGCAACACUUUGAGUUUCAUCUGAAAUAGUGUUUUAAACUCAUAUACUAGAGGUAACAGAAACUGGAAGAAUUGUACAGUUAUCUUUGUAAGUAAUAACUAAGGCAACUGAUAAAUAUUGUUCAUUUUGCCAGGCAUUUCUAAUCAUUAAGGCUCUCAAAAUAUGAAGAAAGAGCUGGAUAUUGGUUCAAAAUUAUGUCCACCACUCUUUGCAAGGAAGGCCAGCGAGUCUGACAGUGCUUAAAAAUCUCUAAUCCAUCCACACCAGUAAACAGUUGAAAUUCCUUAUAGGUUCUAUUUUUUUUAAACUGUGUAAAAAAUUAUAGUAAAUACCAACUAAAAGUUCAUCUACAGAAACUGACAGUGGUUUUAUACCCGCCUGUAAGCAAAGAUUUGCUGAACAAAUUGGGGUUCUUGGACUUGAUUUGUGUCAGCACUGAGUUAGACUUGCCAAGCAAAGCGUUACAAAUGCCUUUUGCAAACAAAAUUCAUUUUUUCUUUGGGAUUUCCAGUUUAAUAAAAACUGCAUCAAUAUCCUGGAAAAUGGCUUCACAGGUUCCACCUCUACCUACUGGCAUAUCUAGUAAUGGUCCCUAAACCAUCUUUAAAAACAUUUUCGCUUAGUGCUUGUCAGUUUUACAGUUGUUGGAUUCAUCAAUCAUCAAAGAAACUUGUUUCUCCAGACAUAACUUGACAACUGGCUCUGUUACAUUUGGAGCCAAGGAUUUCUUAAUUAUUGUCAUCAUUUUGGCGAGGUUAAAUUUAAAUUUUUUGCAAUAACACUUAAUGUAAACAUUUCCGAAACUAGAUUUGAAAAAUGAUCAGCUUCAGAUGCAGCACGGUUGCGCUGGAAAAUGAAAUUCGCAGAUGAGAUCUUCCUUGUAGCUUUAUCUUAUACAUCUACAAGGGGCUGAGAAAAGGUCUUAACAUUAACAGAGGUAGAAAUUCACGCUUAUUGACUCACAGUUUUGUCCUAUCAACUUUGUUUUAAAAUGUGCUUUAAUGUCACAAACGCCUGAAGCAAGCACUUUAUUUUCUUGUUUGCAUAUUUUUCAAAAUUCAUGCAAUGAUCCGAUUGGUGAAAAAUAGAUAAACCCAGGUUAUUUGGUCAACCACUCACAUAAGAACUUCCUCGCGGCAUGUCUAAUUCCAAUUUCAUUUUUUUAAAAUUAGGUUCACCCAUGUAAUUGGAAAUUUGUAGCUACUGAUCAAUGUACGACAAACCACACUCAGAUUCUAUAUUUAAAGGGCUGACCCAUCCCAAAUUUUGGGCCUAAGGUCAAUAUGAACAGAACAAUCAGAUUAAAGCUUCCUUUUUUAAAAUUUGUUGACGUUUUUCAGUGCUUGUGUGUGUGCAAGUAAUUUUUUUUUGGUCUAGUUUUUUUGUUUGUUCUAAAUCCAGUAAAGAACUGUAAAAAGUCCUGUACAGCUGUACAACCUAGAAAAAGUUGUUAAAAGUACAAAGUAUGGGUAAACUGUACUGGUUGGCAUGGAUGCAAGUGCAAGUGGAGUAUAUGAAUAAUGUUAGUGUUAUAAUUUUAAUGAAUGCAUUUAUGAAAGAAAAAUCUAAUUUUUCAAACAGAUUAUGAGUUGGCAAAGCAAUGAACAUGAAAACAUCCAAGCAACUGGACACAGCUUGGAUUAUCAGUCAGGAGCCUACAUGGAAGAUGUGCGAAGUCCACCAUUUAUAAGCCCAAUGCAAGAAAGAAUGCUACCACCCUAUCCAGUUGCAAUGCAUCACCAAAAUGGGAGGUUCAGCAAUAAUGAUUUCCUUCCAAGUGCAGAAUUCUCCACUGGUCCUCAACCCAUAUAUUAUCAACCAUAUAAUAAUUUGUAUGAUGCUGCUACAAAUCUUAAUUACAUUCCUGGGGUGCCUUUGCAUACUAAUGAGUUUUAUAAUACUACUUUUGACAAUCCUAGGAACUUCUCACAAGAUAUCUUGCAAAAUGUAGAAGUGGUACCUGGUACUCAGUUUGAUAAAACUGGUCAGCAAAAGCAACAAAAUGUCAACAGCAAAAGAGCGAACGGCAGAUUUCAUAAUGUUAGGGGGAGGCGAAACCAGGGCAACUCAUAUGGCUACUAUGAUUAUAGUCAACAACAAGAUGGUUAUUAUGAAGCUAGUUUACAACAAGGUUAUCACCCCAGAGGUAGACAGGGAGGAAAAUACAGAGAUGGCAUGAAUCAUAAAAGUAGAGAAUUGGAUAAAUUUUCAUCUGAGGCAGUUGCCUCCAAACUUGGUAAUGGUGAUGGAAAAUAUCAUAGGCCACCAAUUCAAAGUCAAGCCUUAAGUGAAAGUGAUGGUGAGAAAAGAGAAAUGAAGACCAAAAAACAAUCAGAAACUCAUUAUGAAGAUAUAAAUAAUCCAAAUAUUCAAAAAGUUAAUUCACGUUCAACUCCAGAAGAUAAACAGCUUUCUAACACAAGGCAUGAAAAUGUCCCCUUCAAGAGAAGUACCUUUGGCCAAGAUGGAAGGUUAAAUUAUAGUAAAAAGAGUUAUCGGGAAUAUCAUGAAAGUGAAUCAGAUAGGGUUGAGAAAAACUCUAGAGAAAUAGAUCAUAAUGGCCCUACAAGGCAGAGUCAGAGUGAAAAGACAGGAAAAAUAGAUUCAUUCAAGCAUACUAGUCAGUUUGGAAAAGAUAAUACUGAUAGGGUUCGGAAAUCCACAGAAGCCAAAGAAAGAUAUAAAUCAGAUUCUUUUACUUUUAGCAGAGGAAAAGGAAAUGAAAACAAUCCUAGCAGCAGUAAUGUCGCUUUUUAUGGAGGAUUGAGCAGACGAGUGGCUAAUGAUAAAAGUAUAAAAAAUACAAGUACAGGUCAAGAGUCUUUGGAAAAUGAUGAAAGUCAGAGAGGUAGGAGGAAUUAAAUUAAAAUCUUGUCUAGCUAUAUCUUUACCAAAACUUAAAACCUGGUAAUAUGUUUGAAUUAGGAUUAAGAUUAAUGUAAGAAUCAUGUAAGUUUUUUUUAAAAAAAGUGUCAAAUUCUACAUGCAGCAUAUUUUAAACUGCUAAUAUUUUAUUUUUUAACAAAAAAAAUGUCCCUUAACAUUUUUGGACAUAUGAAAUUAAAAUAAACUGUUAUUACUCUGAAAUAAUUAGUAUCAUACUGUAUUAGUUUAACAGUGGCAUAGUCACAGUUACUUUUAAUUCACAAUUACUUAGGCACACUAACAGAGCAGCUGUCAAAAAACAGAUAUGAGUGUAUGGUAUGUUGUGAUAACAUACGUGUAGAAGCUCCAGUCUGGAGUUGCUCAAACUGUUACCAUGUCUUUCAUUUAACUUGCAUCCAGAAAUGGGCUCGAGCUUCCAUCAGCAAAGGUAAUAAGGAUGGAAUUCUAUUUAUGGUAUAUGUAACCAUCAUAAAGGAGAAGUUAAUAAAAGGAAUUUUUAAUUUUACUUUACAAUGCAACAAUUUUUUGUUGUUCAACUUUAUGAACAUGUUUUAAAUAUAUUUUGUUCAUCCAAAUAAAGUGACAUUAUGACAGUUCUUAGAAAAUCUAAAAUUACUUACAGCAGAUCAGAUUUGAAAUUAAGUUAUUUUACCUGCCAUGAUUAUUAUGCAUUAAGGUAGGAGGAGCCAUAGCUUUAUAAAAUUUAUAAACUAUUUAAUUUUUAUAAACAGAUGCUGAGAAUUGGCGCUGCCCAGGAUGCCAGAAUAUUUCAGUUCAAAUUCCUUCCCAAUACCGGUGCUUUUGUGGUAAAUUUAAUCAACAUAAAUUCUAUAUUUAGCUAAUAAUUAUUGAUAAUUUUUAAUGUUUCUCGAGCAUUACCUGAAACUUAGCCUGUGAGGGAGUGGCUGUUCCCCUGAGACCAUAUUUACAAAAGUGUGAUUGUUUCAAGGAUAUAACAUGUUUAAUAAUCAAGAUUUGUUUUUUCGUCUGUGAAAUUUCAUUAAAAAACAAACACUACUUAACUUGUCUUUAAAGUAACAUUAAAGAAAUCCAAAAAUGUGUCUCUGCUCAUCUUGUCACAUCCUUAAGUGUAUUACUAGACAGAAGGGAGAGGCGUGGAUAAGAAAGAAUGGCGUCAUAUGGGAGGGUCAUACUGAAGAUAAGUGAGCUAGUCAACCAUUUAAACCAUGUGUGUCACUAACAACAGCUGCUUGUUGAAGUGAAAAUAAUGCUGCCAUCUAACAAUGCAGUCACAAUGCGCGUUUUGUACCCAGGGUGUGCGAAGGGUGCAGAAUGACAGAAUAUCUUUUUUGGACAGAUUAAAAAAGAUCUCAUUUAUUAAUGAAGUAGUUUAAACAAAUACAUAGUUGAAAUAAGAAUUAUAAAAUAGCUUUGCAGCAUUUUUGUAUAAUUACAUUCAGAUCAAUGGAACCUAAAUUUCCACUAGCAUCUCUUAUUUUAUCUCAGGUUAAAUGUAGAGUGAUGAAAAACUAAAAUCAUGUACGUGCAAAAAUGCAUCCUGGUAAUUUGAAUUUAUCAAAACAUUUCUGGGGAGGGGUCACUGAGCCUGUUCCUCGAACACUUGAACCCACCUUCGUUUGGGAGCCUUUGGCACCCUCGAUUUUACCCCCCCCCCCCCCCCCCCUACAAUGAAAGGACAUUUCUAACACCCUUUUAUUAAAAAAAGUUACUGUAAAUAUAUGUUUAUUCUGAUUCCCAUAUGUUAGAUGUCUUUAAGUGUUUUUCAUUAAAAAAAAAAUAUCCUUUUUAUCUGUUAUAUUUGAUGAACUUACGUUUUUGAUGUGUGGGCCUUUUUUUUAUUUUGAAUUUUCUCUCCCCCUAGCAUAAAAACCCUGGCUAUGCUAUUGAGAAUGACACUAUCUUGAUAACUCUGUAGGAUAAGGGGAACUGAACUUAUAUAUAUUUUAUUAUUUUAAAAAAAAAUUUAGGGCAUAAAAAGGAUCCAAAGUACUAUCGUGGGGAAACUCCUCAUAGCUGUGGUGAACAAUGUCGGAAGCGCAGAAAGGGCGACUGUAAACAUCCAUGUACUCUGUACGUUGUCCAAUGUAUAUUUUUGUUUCUUGGUAACUUAAUGCUGUCCUUAUGUUAAACCAAUCCUUUUGUGACUUAGCUACUGAAAAGUUAAUUUAAAACUUUAAGAAUACUUUAUCUUGUCUACUCCUUGAUAUUAAUUUUAUUUUGUUAUAUUUUCAAACAUUUACUUUUAGUUUUAUAUCCUGUUUUCAGUGUUUCAAUUAAUCAUUUCAAUUUUUUCCUUCUGACAGUCUCUGUCAUCCUGGGCCAUGCCCACCUUGUAGUUCGACAGUGUGGUUGAAAUGUGACUGUGAAAAAACCAGGUUUGAAAUAUUUACAUAAUUUUGUAGCUGAAAGUUGGUUAAUGUUUUAAGCUUUAUGCUUUUUAAAAUUUUGUAGUAAGUGUCAUUGGAGGAAAAAAAACACAAUAAUAAACCAUUCUUCCAAUAUAGACUAAGUUUUUAAAAUAUUUUUUGGUACUAAAAUUUAAAAUUUUCAAAUUUAGGAAAAAUGUUCGUUGUGCAGCAGCUGUUAGGUUUAAAUGUGAUGAAGUAUGUGGUAGAACUCUGGAGUGUGCAGUCCAUCAGUGUACAGCUGUUUGUCAUUCUGGUCCAUGCCCACCUUGUAAAGUCACUAAAAGCCAGGGUAAAUCGUUUUAUAUAAUAAUUUUCAAAACACAUGAUAUUUGUUUUUUUAAUUUAAAUUUUAAAUGACCUUUCUUUAUCUUUAUUUAUGUAUGUUUUGUGUCUAGUUUUCUUAGUGAAUCAUUUUUUUAAAAACAAAAAUUUAUUAAAUAGUUUUUGAUGAUUUUUUUCAAAAAAUAAUUAUUAUAGUGAUAUCUACACUUUGACAUAUUAUUCCUUUUUUUAUCAGAAUGUUUCUGCCAGAAGAUUACUAGGCAAGUGCAGUGUGGAACUGAAGAAUUUAGGAUGGCUUAUUUCAGCUGUGAACAAGUUUGUGGAAGGUAUUUCAUUCACCAAUUAAAAUAAGGAUUUAAAAAAUUUCAUUUUGAUAUUGUCUUUUCUUCCCACAUAAAUUCAUGUUAUGUCUGCAAACACUUAUAGAUUUAAUAUAACUUCAGUUUUUGAAAACUACUAAAUAAAAUAAAAUAACUUAAUUAUAAAUUAACAAAAAAAUCAAUUCAUAUUUUCCAUGAAAAAAAAUCAAUUUUAAGAGACCAAUAAAUAUCAAUGGCAUAACAUUUCUGACAAUGUUUUGAGAUUUAAAUAAUCAUCAAGUGUAUAAAAAUCUCUUAUAAAUAUGUACUGAAUACAAAAUUCCCCCUCCAAGAACUCUUGACUGUGGGAAUCAUGUUUGUGAAGAAGUCUGCCAUCCAUGUGACUGUGCCCCAUGUUCACUUAUGCCCAGCAGCCUUCAGUUCUGUUGCUGUGGUAAAACUCCUCUCAUUGAUCUCAAAGUAACUCCCAGAAGUUCAUGUUUGGAUCUUGUGCCUACCUGUGGCAAUAUAUGCAACAAACCUAUGGCUUGUGGCCUGCCAUGUAAGGAAAACUUAUAGAGAAUUAUUUCUAGGAUUUAAUUAGUACUAUUUUUGGUAAAUAACAAAAGUUAUAAUUCAUUUUCUGAGAUGUGUAAUUAUGCUUUUGGUUUUCAUAAUUAUUUUAUUUCUAUUUAACGUCUGUGACAUAAACCUAGUUUGUAUAAUGUCAAUCCAAAACAUAGUUGCCAAGGGCUACACAAUUUUUGCAACUUUAAGAAUGGUCGAUGUGAAAAAAACAACUAAACAACUUGGCUUUCAUAAUAUAUAAUACUAUGCAAAAUGUUACAACCAUGAAAAUUUUCUAACUUUUUCAAAGACAUCAUAAGACAGCAUUUUAUAAUUAUUAUCGUGUUGUCCUGUCUUGUCCUAUUAUUGGUUGAAAGUAAAAAUUAACUCAAAAGAACAUGUUUACUCCGCUUUUGUGUAGAGUACAGAAUAUUUUUUUUAGCUGGUGUUGCCUUAUCACCUCUUUUUCUCCAUUAGCCAAGCCUCAUUUGUGUGAAAAGAAAUGUCACAAUGGAGAUUGUGGACCUUGCAGCAAAGAAACUCUACUUAAAUGUGAAUGUGGGGCAAUUGAGAAAAAUAUACCUUGUGAAAUAGCAGCCACUUAUAAUGGUACACAUUUUUAUUGAUACCCUAAAGAAUUAAUUAAUGUAUUACAUGAAUGUGAAUAUGUUUCAUUCAUUUUCAGUUUCUUUGAAAAUAAAAAAAAAUAUUUUCUUAGAAUAAAUCAGAGUAAUUAGACUUAAGUUAAUCGAUGUUUUCUUUCUAACCAGUUUUCUCCAUUUGGCUGGUUAAAAAUUGAAUUUUUUAAAUUAAAAAGCCAUAUGAAACUGUUGUUAAUUUUUCACUUGUAAAGCAUAUCAUAGCUUUCUUUUUUUUUUUUUUUAAAUAGAAAAAAACCCUUUUAAAUGCCAAAGGCGUUGCGGUAAAAAGAAGACAUGCGGAAGGCAUAAAUGCUCAGAUAAAUGCUGUGUUGUGAGUUUGACUACGGAUAAGUUAGAAUUAAUUUGUUGAUAUAUUUUGUCUUACCCUGUGACAUUUUAGUAUCUAUUAAAAUUUCAUAGCAAAUUAAUCAAAGUAUUCUUUGAUAAAAUUUCAAAUUCAUUUAAUUCCUUGUGAUAAAUGAAAUUUAUAUAUAUUGGACCAAAGAAAUGACUGAAAACACAUAGUAAAUAUUUUAAAGCAAAAACUACAUCCAUAGAAAUUAGCUCACAAACAAAAUUGGUUCUAGUUACAAAGUCUUGCGGAUACAAUUUGUUCUAUUUGUAUAGGCUUGUGAAAACAUAAAUUUGUUAUAUUUAAAGUCUUGCGGAUACAUUUUAAAUAAAAAUGUGAUUACUGAAUUCCUAUCAAAUGUAUUGUACAUGUUAAUUUUUAACAGAAAGAUAUCCAUAUAUGUGAGAUAGUUUGUGGACAGAAGUUAUCUUGUGGAAUUCACAAGUGCGAAGAACUCUGUCAUAGAGGGAACUGCAAGAGAUGCUUGCAAGCCAGUAUGUAUUGUAUUAAAAUUUUUAUAUAGUUUAGAAUGUGAAAAUAAUUGGUCAGAUUUUAAAACAAUUUUCUGUGUGUUGUUAUUUUUGUACCAUUACUCUAACACCAUACAGUCUGCCAAUAAAAGGGGUUAUAGGUUUUAUUAAAGUUGUUGUUUGAACUAAUGCAUGAUCAUGACCGGAGUUGAAGAAAUGUGCGUGUAUGACUUAGGUAACAGUAGUAUAAACUGGAGGUCAUGUUUCUUGAAUCUAUAACUAACAACAUUGUCUCUCAUUUCAUAGCCAGGGAUGUUUCACAACUUGGCCCUUCAGAAUUAAUUGACCAGCAUGUAUUAAAUGUUAAAGUAUUUCUCAGCUUUGGCUUUAAAUUUUGGCAUUGAAGCUUUAAAAAUAAAAUUAUUAUUUUUAGGUUUUGAUGAAUUAACAUGCUACUGUGGUGCAGAGGUUUUAGAACCCCCUAUCCCAUGUGGUACCAGACGGCCAGACUGUCGUAACACGUGCACUAGGCAACAUGACUGUGAUCAUCCAGGUAAUUAGCCUUUUAGCUACCUUUGAUGAGUCAUACUCUCAUUCCAUUGAAAUUUAUAAAAAAAUAUUUAUUAAAUAUUACUUACCAUUCAAGAUUAAUAUUGAUUAUUUAAUUUCAAAGAUGGUGUUGUUCCCUGUAUGUGAAAGAUUUAGUGUUUUAAUGGUACUCCAGUUGAAUAAGAUUUGAGAUAUAUUGUUUUUGUAGAUUUUUUCAAUUGCAUUGACCAUCAACUGCGAUAGGCUGUCAAUGCAUCCAAUAUUAUUUUCUUGUAAUGCUUUUACAUUUUAGUUCGACACAAUUGCCAUGGAGAUGAAAUCUGCCCACCAUGUACAGAACUGACAGAUAAGAUGUGUGUUGGUGGUCACAUGGUAUGUAAAUUAUCACGAAGACUAUUAGUGGAUUUAAAAAUGGGUUAAAGAAAGGCAAAUUAGAGCCAUUUUAAUGUUUCUUUAGUCGGACAUUAAUUUUUGCUAAUGUUUUUUAGAGUUUACUACAUUUUCAUAUUUUACUUCUGCAGAUGCGCAAAAAUGUUCCCUGUCAUAUGAUUAACAUAAGCUGUGGCUACCCAUGUAAUAAAAUGUUACCCUGUGGUCAACACAGGUGUCAGAAAACAUGUCACAAGGUAAUGGAAAACGAUAAAUGCUCGAUAAAACCAUUCCUUAGUUUUUCAAUUUUAUUUUGUAAUGUAAUUUAUUAGUCUAUGAAAAAUUAAGCCUCCGAUGUUACAUUAUGAAGUAGCUUUUAAGGAUCAGUGGCAGAUUUUUUAAUAUCAUUUAAUAUGUUCGUUUAUGAGUUCAUUUAUAUAUUAGGAAUAAUAUUUUGAUUCACUAACAAAAUAAUAUAAAAUAAUAUUUUGAUUCACUAACAAAAUUGAUUCUCAAUUCAAACAGGGCAACUGUUUAGAGGAAGAUGCUGUGUGUACUCAACCAUGUAUAAAGCCUAGAUCAUCUUGUGGUCAUCCCUGUGGGGCACCAUGUCAUGUCUCUGAUUGUCCUGAGGAUGUCUGUAAAACUGAGGCAAGGUUGACAAUGUCAAUGUUCACAGGAAUGAAAGAGAUAGAUUAUAAUAAUGUUUAAAAUAGAGAAAUUAAGUUGCUGUCACAUUCACUAUGAAAUUAUGAAGCUUGUUUAUUGUAUAAUAAUUUGUAACUUGUUUAUUUCAGAUAUCCAUUACAUGCCCAUGUGGAAAUAGAACAGCAAAAGCUCCGUGCUCAGCAGGUGGUGACCAUUCCGGUGAAAUAGCUCAAUUCCAACGUCUCAGUGUACAAAGCAUUGUUGAGUCUGGUGGGCAGGGUGUGGAUAUGUCACAGUUUACCCAGACUAAAAAGUCAAACAAAAGGCUAGUCAUUUUGUAGUAAAUUAAAGUUGCCAAUAGGGAAACUUAUUUUAAGGCAAGAUUUGAUAAUUUGACUGAUAUGUUGGUUACAUAGUUUAGUUAAACCUAAGUUCUUCUAAAUGUAGUAGUAGUGUCUGCUGAGACUUAUGGGCUUCUAAAUAAUUAAGUAGCAUAAUUUGAAAAAUAAUUUUUAUAUAUAUGUUAAAAAAAUGUCACACAAUUAUAACUUUUGACUGUUACAGAUUGGACUGUGACACCAACUGUGCAAUUAUUGAACGCAAUCGUCGCUUGGCAUUGGCACUUGAAAUAAAAAAUCCUGAUAUGAAUGCUAAACUAGGGAGUCCAACUUUUACAGAAUUUCUCAAAGAUUUUGCCAAGUGAGUAAAGCUUUUUAUUUAAUAGAGGAACACUCACAAACUGUUAUGCAAUGUAACUUUCAUAAAAUAGUUAUAUUGUUAAAAUUCUUAAUUUAUUUUCAGAAAAAAUGUAAAAUUUGCUUCAAAUGUUGAAAAGAGCCUUACAGAGCUGGUGCAGUCUUCUAAACAGGUAACUCCAUUACCAAUAAAAGAUUUGAAGUAUGUAUUGAUUUUUUAAAACCUUAAAUAAAGUUUUGAAACUAAAUAUCUUUUAAGAAACUUUUUAUGUUUAAUAAACUAACGUUGACUAUUAACUUCUGUGACAACUGUCUUUAGUCGGCACAGCCAAGUAGGAGUCAUCCUUUUCAAUCCAUGAAUAGAGAUCAAAGGCGCUUUGUACAUGAACUUGCUGAGUUUUAUGGUUGCCAAACACAAAGCUAUGAUUCAGAACCAAAUAAAAAUGUUGUGGCCACAGCAUACAAGUAAGUAUACCAUUUUUUUGUUGCCAUGGUAUGAAUACUACCAAAAAAAUAAACAACUUCUUAUUCAGGAAUGUUGUUUUAUUCAACCUUCAUCAUGAUUUCAUAUCUAUUAUUCUAAAUCAUUUGCAAGAAGUGAAAAAAAUUUUAGUCUGUAAUUAAAUUGGGUAUUAUAAUAAAUUUAAUAUUUUAUGCAAUUAAGUCAUUAAAACACUGGUCAUGGUACUUUUACAAAAAUACAUUAUUAACUCAUGAAAAUUGUAAAUAAUUAUUGUAAUUUUGUUUCCAAAGGGAUAAAUGCUGGCUCCCAAAUAUAAUAUUGACUCAGGUUGCAUGCAAGGAUCAGGUGCCUAAAGCACCACCACCUUUUGCCACAUAUAAAACUCAGGGUGUAACGUAAGUUCCUUUAUUCUGACAGAAAAUUUGUGAUUGCAAUGAAGAUUUAAUUAUAAAAUUGAUCUUAUUUUUGAUGGACCACUCUCCGUGAUUUUACUGUCUUUCUACCAUUUAUUUGAAUAUUUUGUUCUCAUUUUUUUUAUAUACCAAUAUGUUCAAAUAUAAAUAUUUUUUAGAUUUAGUCUGGCCAUUUAAUUUCCAUGGGUUUGUGCCAGUAUUCAUUUUAAAAUAUUUGAAUGUAAAUGUUAUUUGUUGCCACAUCUUUAUAUCAUAGAAAUUGACUGAAAAUUGUUAGCUCUUAUUUUUUGGAAAACUUACAAAAAAAUUCUGUCAAAGCUCUUCUAUUCUCCUGCAUUUCUAUUUGAGGUCCUCAUCUGAAUCAUCAUUCUUGUAAAUUACACUUUCCUGGUCAUUUUUCUCAAGUACUUUAUUUUUUAGACCAUUGUUUUCUGUAUUGAUUGAAGGCCAAAUCAGAUGUGGGCAAAUAUUUUAGCUAAAUUUAGAGAAUUUAAAUUUUAGGGUGACUUGUCCAAUAAAUGUAAAAUAUUUAUGUUGUAUGUUCUUGGAUCUGAGUAUUUUCCUUUAGAGUCUGAAUUUGAUUAAGAUUAGCAAUGUAAUAUUAUAUCCCAGAUUUUCAAAGUUACUGAAUGUUUGCCAUUUUACCUUCAACCAUACAGGUUUACAGUCUUAGAAAAGAAAAAAGCAGUGGCUAAAGAACCAGCUCCAAAUACAAGAGCUUGGGAGGAAGCAGGAGCUACUGCAUCAAAACCCACUGCUAGCAUUGACUACUUUGAUUUCACGGAAUGAUAUUUAGUCAUAGUUUCAGUAAUUUUUUCAAUUUUUAUAUACCAGAAUAAAUAAAUUAAAAAAAAUUAAUGAUAUUUAAACCUUUUGAGGAUUACAUAUUAGUUGCAGUGUAAUCUUAUGUUAAAUGUUUGCCUUGCAAUAGUCAACAUUUUAUUGCAUUCAUCUCUACAAUUUUAGAAUAUUUUAAAUUUUUUUAAAGAGAAAGACAUACCCAUUAAUUAUUAAUUCUGCAAGUUUUGUUAGGCUUUUCGCAUUAGUUGAUUCAGACAUGAAGGAAUGAAGUUAAUGUUAGGCAAUGGUUAUGGACCAUGAUUACAGAUUUGACAUUUGGACUGGGUGCACACCACACGCAUGGUGGUUUCUACUCAGCCAUGUGCACAUACUGUCAAAGGCAAACAAUAAUAUUUUUUAAAAAGUGAAAAAUUAGGCUCUGGGAUUGGAAUGGGUAGGCUGAAGUCUUAGAUAUAUUUCUUCUCACCAUAAGAAGUUCAGGCAGAAGUGGGGUAUAGAACCCAUUAAACAGUAUCAUAUCUCUUCCCAUGGGUAAUGCCAGAGUUUUCCCAUAUUUGCCUUUUUUCUGAAGUUAACUGCCAAGAGGCUGGUUCAUUUGGGCGCAUGAUGUGGCUGGGGAGGACUCAGUCUGCUAUUUUCUUUAUGUAGUUAGUAAAAUGAGGUCCAAAUUAAAUAUUGAAAAAAAUAUAAAGCUAUUUUGUCAGUGUUGUUGGGCUUAUAAGACAUUGACUAAAUGGACAUUUCAAUAAUAUAAAAAUAAAUCCAAAUCUUUGUCUUGAUUUUAAAAUAAAUAUAAGUAUUAUUUAAAAUUUAGAACAACUAUUUCUGUCCCUUCCUUAUACUGUGUUUAUGGUCCUAAUUUUUUUUGGAAAAAAAUGUUGCAGAACAGUUUGAAAUAUUUAAAAGCCUUGUAUCAUAAUCAAGUUGAAGAAUAAGAAAGAUUUUCCCUUGAUACCAUGUUGUAUGGUGAGAUAAUAAAAUGUAGAAGUGGAUGUUAAAAUGCAAUGUAUGAAAUGGUCAUUGGAUUGAAACAUUUGCAGGCAUAUGUUUGAAAUCCAGUUCUAUCUUUUCUAUGUUUAUCAGUAUUCUUAAAUAAUGAGACAGAUGAAAAUUGCUUAUUUCAUUAUUGCAAAGCAUUGCUUUAAAUUUUUAUUUUAAAAAAGUUUUUCUGUUACAUCUCACUUUAAAUGGUCUAAACCGAGGUGCAUUCUUUUAUAAAUAAAAAAGUUCCACUUAUUUAUGCCUCACAAAAAAAUGGAUGAUUAUUAUUAGUGAACAGAGUUUUCUAAAUAAUAACUUUUAUGCAACAAAUUAUUACAAUUUCUAUCAUUAGCAAUUGCGUCACUUAUAAUUCCAUGUUAAUUAUAUUUACCUCACUAGCUAUAACAUUUAACCAUUAUGGUUUCAUACUUAUGAUUUUAAGCAACAGGUUGAAAAAAUGUGCUUAGUUACAUAAUUUUAAUAUCCUUUAGAGAUUACUUGAAGUGGAGUGUAAAUGAUUAAGGUACUCAAAUUGACACACAAACCCUUUUUUUCUUCUCUACACAUUAAAAAAUGUUUGAGUAAAUAAACAAAGUAAUAGCUGUUACGCUAAAGAAAACAAGUUAACAUAUUUUAAAAUAUUUCCAAUGUUUCCAUUAAAAUUCUUAAAAAUUUACAGUGUAAUAGUAUGGUAAAAGGCUGUUAAUUGCUAUGUUGAUUUCUCUUUUAAGAUGAUAUGGAUUGCAAUAUCAUCCUAGUUCUUUUUGUUUUAGUUAGAUA
This is a messenger RNA of Lymnaea stagnalis (great pond snail), 15929 nucleotides long. Lineage: Eukaryota; Metazoa; Mollusca; Gastropoda; Lymnaeidae. The record is from the annotation of a GenBank genome assembly.